This is a messenger RNA of Callithrix jacchus (white-tufted-ear marmoset), 1661 nucleotides long. RefSeq names its product monoacylglycerol O-acyltransferase 3 (gene MOGAT3). Gene Ontology annotation, biological process: triglyceride biosynthetic process. Gene Ontology annotation, cellular component: endoplasmic reticulum membrane. The record is from RefSeq and is a predicted model, not a curated record. Lineage: Eukaryota; Metazoa; Chordata; Mammalia; Primates; Cebidae. Gene Ontology annotation, molecular function: diacylglycerol O-acyltransferase activity.
GAGAAAAAACUCAGAGACAUCUGGAGCUCCCUGACCCAAAGAUCUCCCCACUCACACACCUGGGGACACAGGCGAUUCUGGGAGGUGAUUUGCGACGACUUAGCCGGGCCCCCAGGGCUGGGCUUCUAUUGGGAGAAAGUCUGCCCAGGUCCACAGCCAAGCCUUCAUCGUUUGUCCUCCGGGUUUGGGCUCCUGCUGGAAGAGGGCAGCUUCUGCGAUGGGAGUAUCCACAGCCCCACCGCCCCCCACCACCUCCAAAACCCCUCGGAAGCAGCAUCUAGAAGCAGUGGGCGCCUACCAAUAUGUGCUCACUUUCCUCUUCAUGGGCCCUUUCUUCUCCCUUCUUGUCUUCAUCCUCCUCUUCACGUCGCUCUGGCCCUUCUCCGUUUUAUACUUGGUGUGGCUCUACGUGGACUGGGACACACCCAACCAAGGUGGAAGGCGUUCUGAGUGGAUGAGGAACCAGGCGAUUUGGAGACAACUGAGAGACUAUUAUCCCGUUAAGCUGGUGAAAACGGCAGAGCUGCCCCCGGACCGGAACUACGUGCUGGGCGCCCACCCGCAUGGGGUCAUGUGCACAGGAUUCCUCUGUAAUUUCUCCACCGAGAGCAAUGGCUUCUCCCAGCUCUUCCCAGGGCUCCAGCCCUGGUUAGCCGUGCUGGCUGGCCUCUUCUACGUCCCGGUCUACCGCGACUAUAUCAUGUCCUUUGGACUCCGUCCCGUGAGUCGCCAGAGCCUGGACUUCAUCCUAUCCCAGCCCCGGCUCGGGCAGGCCGUGGUCAUCAUGGUCGGGGGUGCCCAUGAGGCGCUGUAUUCAGUCCCGGGGAAGCACUGCCUCACUCUCCGGAAGCGCAAAGGCUUUGUGCGCCUGGCGCUGAGACAUGGGGCAUCCUUGGUGCCCGUGUACUCCUUUGGGGAGAACGAUAUCUUCAGACUUAAGGCUUUUGCCACAGGCUCCUGGCAGCACUGGUGCCAGCUCACCUUCAAGAAGCUCAUGGGCUUCUCUCCUUGCAUCUUCUGGGGGCGCAGUCUCUUCUCAGCCACCUCCUGGGGCCUGCUGCCCUUUGCUGUACCCAUCACCACUGUGGUGGGCCGCCCCAUCCCUGUCCCCCAGCGCCUCCACCCCACUGAGGAGGAAGUCAGUCACUAUCACGCACUCUACAUGAUGGCCCUGGAGAAGCUCUUCGAGGAGCACAAGGAAAGCUGUGGGGUCCCUGCUUCCACCUGCCUCACCCUCAUCUAGCCUGGCUGCGGCCUCUCGCUGAGCCCCUGAGCCAGGGCACUGAGACCUCCACCUGCUGUGGGCUCCGGGUCUCCAAUAAAAGGUAGUUCUAGGCCUAGCAUGGUAAUCCCUAGCUCACGCCUUAAUCCCAGCACUUUGGGAGGCCGAGGCAGGUGGAUUACUUGAGCCUGGCAGUUGAAGACUGGCCUGGGCAAAAUAGUGAGACUUCCUUCUUACAAAAAUUAAAUAUAAUGUUAUUAAUUAGCUGGGCAGGGUGGAGUGUGCCUGUAAUCCCAGCUACUCGGGAGGCUGAGGCAGGAGAAUUGCUUGAACCUGGGAGAUGGAGGUUGCAGUGAGCUGAGAUGGCACCACUGCACUCCAGCCUGGACAACACAGCGAGACUCCAUCUAAAAAAAUUAAAAUGUUGUUAAAGCUGUAA